AGGUGGGCGGAUUGUUUACUUUUUGGUCUGACGUAGACUACACUUGUGUCGGCAAGAAAAAAAGAAGAACACAGAUAUUACCUAUCGAUGAUAUUAAAUAACAGUACCAAAGUCCAAAAUAAAACCGGUGGAAAUUAAAAUGGCGAAUGAUGAUAAACAAUUUGACUUCACAAAAUUACAUAAAGGAGCUCCAGAUUUUCGGGCGCUUAUGGAUAAUCCUGCAAUUAUGUCAAUGUUCAGUUUCUUGAAACGUGGUGAAGAAGAAAAAGCUCAAGGGGCCAGAGAUUCUUCAAGAAUAUUUAGAGAAAAUAAACUUUUUGACUCGAAUGAUUUCUCACAUUAUCCGAAAUCUCCCACGGCAAGUUAUUUUAGACGCGCUGUUUUUCACUUUAAAAUGGCAGUCGAAAUAAUAAAAGGCUACAACAGAGAAAGUGUGGAUAAUUUGAAAGACUGCGAAGUUCUUAGACCAGCCUUUGAAAAUAUUGUAUAUGGUCACAUUUGCGAAAACAGUAUGUAUGAGCCUUUCCGUCCACCGGACACUACCUCUGUUCUUAUCGACCAAUAUUUGAUGUUAAAACCUGAUGAUGUAUUUGCUGAGUAUGCAAAGCUUAUAAUACUUGGGAGAACCUUACUGAAGGGAGAAAAGGGAAAUAAUCUUUUAUCGGAUUUCGAGUCCUCAAAAUUAUACAUAAAAUCAUCUGAGCUAUUGGCCUUUAAACUUAAACCGAAAACAAAUGCACAGCCCUAUCGAAUGAUUCUUAUUGACAUAUAUUAUUAUCUUGGCUCAAAAUACGUUUCUACAGAGCAGCAUGAGCGUGCGCUUGAUUCGUUUCAGAAAUGUUUCGAUCUAGACAACUCAAAUUAUAGAGCUCUUUAUGGAAUCGCAUAUCAGCAUAUGGAAAGUGAUCCUGAGAAAUCAAUUGAGCUAUUUGAAAAGUUUAUCAGCAUGGCGCCUGAAUGUGAGAAGCAAUACCCUAAUGCCUAUUACAUGAUUGCAACAAUAUAUAUGAGUAAAGGAAACUUUGAUGCAGCAUUACGGCACUGUUCAUUGGCAGAAGAUGCAGAGAGAACACGUUUACCAUUUCUAGGUCCUGUCGACAUUCCACAAAAAGAUAUGAUGCAGCAAAUGAAAUGCAUGAUACCGCAAAUUCAAAAACUAAGAAUGAAUAAAAAAUAAGGUAUAAUUAAACAGGACCUUGAGACUAUAAUG
Molecule: messenger RNA, 1210 nt
Organism: Mytilus trossulus (common blue mussel)
Lineage: Eukaryota; Metazoa; Mollusca; Bivalvia; Mytilida; Mytilidae
Exons: 3
Coding region: 140-1177 (345 amino acids)
Molecular function (GO): protein binding
Source: RefSeq, a predicted model, not a curated record